Molecule: messenger RNA, 606 nt
Organism: Adineta ricciae
Lineage: Eukaryota; Metazoa; Rotifera; Eurotatoria; Adinetida; Adinetidae
Source: the annotation of a GenBank genome assembly
AUGGCCUUUGACUUCGAUCUUAUACUCUUUCUUGCUUUAGGAAUUCCAGGGUUUCUCCUUGAACUGUUUAAGCAAUUUUCGAAAAUAUCAUCUGGCAAAACAGAUCCACAUUCAAAAUCAAAAGACCAUGGAACAUUUCAUUUCAUCUGGCUUAUCGUCAUUUGCUCAAUGGGUGCUUCAAUUCAUUUUGUCCGUCUAGAAUAUGGUCUAAAGAUCUUCUCUGGUACUUUCUCACGAUGUAUCGUUGCAUUUCCAAUUAGUUUCACUCUAAUCAUGACUGGCCAUUUAAUAAGACGACAAGCUAUUCAACAACUUGGCGAAUGGUUCACCAUGACAGUUCGUGUCAAUGACAAACAGCCAUUGAUUCAAUCGGGAUGGUAUGCAAAAAUGCGGCAUCCAUCCUACACUGGCGUUCUGAUGGUACUCAUUGGUUUAGGAUUGUUGAUCAAUAAUUGGCUUGGCUUAUUUGGUAUUGUGAUACCACCAACAUUGAUAUUUUUAUACCGCAUAUACAUUGAAGAAAAAGAAUUACGAGAGCAUUUUGGAACGACUUACGCUGAGUAUACACAAAAAGUACCAGCGAAAUUGAUUCCUCAUCUAUUUUAA